AUUCACAAUUUUUUUGUCGGAGACUAUGAUCCGAUGGAUUUAUUUAGUUUUAUCUAUGAACUUUAUUUUCGGUGUUGCUUAUGGUUUAGACACAAAUUCCUCCUCGGAUAUCCAAAAAAGUGUGCUCCGUCUAAAGCACCAACUCACAGAAGGAACGAUCCCUUCUAAGCUCCUUCCAUUUCUCAACCUGACAGCAGUAGAAAAAGAGAAAGCCUCACACAAUGGAAGUCUGCAGUUUAUUGUAGACGAUGAUUAUAAGAAGGGUAUUAGUAAAGACCCUCCAGUUUUGAAUAUAAAUGAGAUGACACAUGACGGGAACAAGACCAUCGUGAAGAUCUCCGAAGAAGCCACCUACCAACUGAUUCAAAAAUGGGUGGAUCAAGCGGCGUCAGGCUUUAUGAUGGCCUUGAUGAGCACUAAGUUAAAAGAUAAACGCCUAGAACCCCGCCACAUCGCCCAGCACAACAAUUGCACGCAGGUGGCCAAGUCGAUCACGGAGCACGCGCAGUGUGUGGUGACAAUUCUCAAGCGUCUAGAUGAUCAGAGACGGAAGAUUCGAAAAUUUAAAAAGUUAAAGUUUCGAAGAUCCCAGCUGAGAAGAGCCAGAGCAAAACGAGAUCUUCCCGAAACAUACCGAGAAGACAAGGAACGUGUGGUUCAGCAGAAGCAGCAAUAUGAGCUGAAGGGGAAGAAGGAGAUGACGUCGCCGUUCUCCUUGAUAGCAAAGACCCUGACGGAUAUUGUGAGGGAGAAUAAGAAUAAGGAGAAGGAGCCGAAGAAAAAGUGGCAAACUGUGAUCAAUGAGAUUAAAGAUGAGCUGAAUAGGAUCAAGCAGAAGAAAAAGGAUCAGGAGGAUUUUCGGAACGUGUUUUCAAAAUACUCAAGGACUAUGAAGAUGCUUGGUUUGAACCCGGAGACUGCGUUCAGAAGAGCGGGCCUAGAUUCAAUUGGUGAAGAGAUUUCAGCUGCAAACACCACUGGAAAAUUAAGCGAGGAGGAGCAGGUAUUGAAGAAGCCGUUGAUGAUGAUUAGAGAUGGUGUAAAGCUAGGAAUGAUGCUAACCGGUCAAAAUGUUUCAAACUUCGACGACCGGAAAAUCGCACUGAUGUCCCCUCAGUUUAUGAGUGUUCUACCGGAUGAGCAGGCAAAUGAUACGGUAAACCUACUCUCCCCUUCCGUGUUUGCUCUUCAUGAAUCCGGCUCCGAGCUUGACCAAAUGCUUUCACUAUCCCGAGCGAUGAGGUUUCUCUCUGAAAAUGGGCAUGAUGACUGGAUGAACUUUGUGCUAGAAGCUUCAGGGGUGACAGAAGCCGUGGAGAAAAUGAGAUUCGACGAGAGAAAACAAGAGAUGGAGGCGUUCCGUAAGCAUUUUUCAAACGAAAAUGGGCAGCCAAUGUACUUCACACGUCAGAAUGUAUCAGAGAUGUAUGGAGAUUAUAAGACCUCAAAAAUUGACUCAAUGGAGAAGUUGCACAAGUCGAUGUCGGCAGCUCAGAUGCACGAGAUGAACUCAACUGGCUACGCAAUCAUGAGCUCCCAGCAAAUCUCCGAGUUCUACGGUCCAGGCUCCCCGUACAACGAUUCCCAUGCCUAUGAGAACUACAGAAAUUUGAGAAGAAAUGAUAUUCCAGAUAUUUUAGAGAAUAAUAUUCAUCAGAUGGCGCGCGAGGAGCAAGCCUUCAAAGUUGCUAGACAGAAAGAUGUAGUGCUGAGCCCUCUCCUCUUCACCUGGAUAACGUUGGCUCCUAAAACAGCAUCCCAGCCGAUCGUCCUCUCCCCACUCGUCUUCUCCCCGCUGAUCCUAUCCCCAUCGGCCCUGGGCCCCCUGAUCCUCUCCCCGUGGAUCUUCUCCCCACUGAUUCUCUCACCACGUGUCCUUGCCCCGAUCAUCCUCUCCCCCACUAUUUUCAGUCCCAUCAUCCUUUCCCCUCUAGCCCUGUCCCCACUAAUCCUCUCCCCAGCCGUCGCCGAUCCACUGAUCCUCUCCCCUUUCGUCCUCACUCCCUUCAUUCUGAGUCCUCUCGUCAUGGUCCCGCUGAUCUUAAAUCCCUUUUGUCUAUCUCCCCUUCUGGGCGUCCCAAACACUUUAUCACCUAUCAUAUUAUCACCAUUUGUGUUAUCACCAUUCGUGUUGUCACCUCCGUAUGUCAAUGCAUUCGUUCUGUCACCGUAUUUUUUGUCGCCAAUCGUUUUGUCGGAUGGUUUACUGUUUACCGCAGUUUUGUCGCCGUCUUUCUUGAGCUCUUUGUGA
Molecule: messenger RNA, 2251 nt
Organism: Caenorhabditis elegans
Lineage: Eukaryota; Metazoa; Nematoda; Chromadorea; Rhabditida; Rhabditidae
Gene: mltn-7
Product: MLt-TeN (mlt-10) related
Exons: 9
Coding region: 26-2251 (741 amino acids)
Source: RefSeq, marked reviewed